GUUCAGUGAUUAUCUUAUUGUCCUUUCCAAAUAUUUAGUAUCAGAAGCACUAUUUCAAUGUUAUAUUGGGAGAAGGACGUUACCAAGUAAAAUGCAUACGUCUAAUUCAAUUUCGAAGACCGUCCUAUGCUUUCUGUUUGCCUGCUUGACUGGAUUGCCUCCUCAACUGCUCGGGCCAUCUCACCGAUAUAUGAGAAUCUCCAGGCGAAGGUGACUUUGUCUUCGAAAUCUAGAAUAUCACCACCCAUUGGAAUUCGGCCAUCGCUGUUUCUCGCGAACCUUCUCGCCCAGGAUGAACUUGUCGUGAAGAGUGCUGGAACGGUAAUGGAAGUCACAAUAGUCGGGCUUAUACUAGCCAACGUCUCCCGCAAUGAUCACUGCGUCGAAGUGGACACCAGCAAGUAGACCUUCAAUCGUGUUUUGAAUGUUAUACCAAUCCACGC
Molecule: messenger RNA, 443 nt
Organism: Exophiala viscosa
Lineage: Eukaryota; Fungi; Ascomycota; Eurotiomycetes; Chaetothyriales; Herpotrichiellaceae
Exons: 1
Coding region: 127-405 (92 amino acids)
Source: RefSeq, a predicted model, not a curated record